CUGUACACAAGCCAGUGGCGACCUUGCUGAUUGGAGUGACCGGACUGGAGAGUGAAAGAGCAAGAACUGUAGACAAGGAAAAAAAAAAAAAAAAGCAAGUGCAUCAGGAAAAUAAUGAAAAUGGUGAGAGGCUGCUUAGGGAAGAGAAGAUAAUAGUGAGAGGUGUGUUUUUUUUUUUGCGUAUAAUCCAAUUCGAGACAUUCGCUAUCAUUCGUGACUGUUGUACGACGAAUCCGUGCGAUCCGUCCUUCUUCGGAGAUGUCGGUUUAUAGAGACGCAGAGACUCAGCUAGCGAUCGAGGGAGAGAAUAUCCAAACCAAUAAAGGAGAAAAGAGUUGAUCUGCUAUGGACAGGCAGUUAGCUGGUGGAGAAACGAGAGAGGGGAAGCUGUGAAAGUAGAAACAUGCUGAGCACUAAGCAGGGAAUAUGAUUUUGAGAGCAGGAUGAACAGAUUACAUGUUUUUCCACAUUGUGGACUUCUCUUCUCAGGAGUCCUGCAUCUUUUUUUUGGUUUUUCUCCCUCCUUUGUUUCGUGUUGGAAGUCUAUUUUAUGGACGAGGGUAUUUAUUUUUACGUAUGUUCAUCUUCAUCUUUGUUCUCUUGUUAUUUUGUGGUUCGAGUUUCAUCAUCGCUCGGUCCCCUAUGUAUCUCACGCGUUGGGCCGAUCUCAAACGUCUUCAUACACGAUUUAUCAAACUUAUCAAGUCUGCUCCUGCUUCGGGUGAACAACCUUUAACUGCAAUUAAUUUCCCUACAGUUCUUAUGCUAGCAAAACAAAGUCGGAUACAAAAAGAAGACAGGAUAAAAAGAUAUGAUGAGAAAUACGCAGCGAGUGGAGUCUCUGAGAGCAAAGCGUAUUAGCGAAGAGCGGCCGUCGGAAAGCCGCUCUAUACGAGGCGAGAGGAUAUAAAAAUACGCAUCAACAUGUACAGUGAAUAAAGGGAAAGGUUCGAGCCUCUCGAUUGGGUUAAGAGUUAUUCUGUAUUAUUUGUAGCUGCUAACAGCUGCUUGCGCUUGGAGCCAGCAUGAAGAUCGAACAGCUGCAGCCUCCAUGUUGUUGAGCAAUUCGAGAUUCAGCUGCAAAACAAACUUCAAAAAUAUCAAAAGCACGACUCGUUCUUUCGGUUUCGAGUCUUCUUUCAGGGACCGGUGUAAAAAUGCUGCUCAUAUCUGCAUCCCAUUCUGUUUAUCCGCCGCGACUGCCGCUCUCGUCCGUUCCCCGUUCACGACGCUCUCCUCCAUUCCAUAGUACGUGCCCAAUGUGAAUCAUAUAAUGGCCUCUCUCACUGCGCAAGCUAAAAAAAGGAGGGGGGAGUAGAAAACGGAGGAAGACAGAGUGAGGGAGAAGAGAGAGGGAGAGAGAGCAGAGCGAUAGAGUAACAACACACACACAGAGAGGGAGAGAAAGAGAUAGGAGGGGUUUAAGACGAAGCAGACCGUGAACGAGAAAAAGGGAAUACAGAGAAAGGGACGAGGGAAGCAGAGAGUCAUAAUGUGAGAAGAAAAAGGAGAGAGAGCGAUUGCAGCAGCAGUGGUGGCUGGAGGAAGAGAGAUCGAGAGAACAAGCGUGUGUGGGGGAGGUGUGUGUGUGUGUGUGCGUGUCUGCACGUGCGCGUGUAUGCCGCACCGAGACAGAGAGGGGAAACGAGGAAGAAUAGAUUCACUAGCAGCUACCUUCCAUGCGCUUUUCUGUCUACUCCACCGUCCAUUGUCUCUGCAUCUGCUCUAUCGGGACCCGUACGCGCACGAUACUGUUUCAGUGGCGGGUUCAGUGGAUGGCCCCAGCAGAAGUGGCCAGAUGGAAAUUGACCAUGGAUGCCUGGACAAAGGCGUAUUGAACCAGGAGCUGUCCAAUGGGCUCAAUCAGCAUGGAGAAGAAAUAAAUAGUCUUGAAGGUGCAACUUUAGCAAAGCUUAGCCACCAGAACCAGGAGACAUUAACAUGUCUUCCCCAGUCACAGGGAUGGGGGCCUGGGAAUCUGAAAGUAUCCCCUACCUCUCAGCAGCAGGAGGCAGGCUGGAGUGACCAGAGCACAAGUAGCUUGGGGGACAGCGUAGACAUGGAGAAUGCUAGAACUCUGGUGGCCUUCUCAGCUAGUGCAGGUUCCUUACCCCCUUGCAGUGUUCCUCAACCUACUCAUAACCCUAAUGCACAGCUGUAUGAGAAAUUCAACCGGGAAAUGGCCAAUCGAAGGGAUGACAAUAAGCAAAAAACAUGGAUUGGUGAUGAUCAGCACUGCACUUCUGAGGAUCUGAACACCCUCCAGAUGGCUUUAAAUCAAGCCCGUCAUGGUCACAAACCACCAAACUGUGACUGCGAUGGACCUGACUGUCCUGAUUACCUUGAGUGGCUGGAAAAGAAGAUCAAAAUGGCAGGCAAUGGCCAACCAAAUGGUGCAAACAACACUUGUGGGUCAGAACCACAAUCACAGAACUCUGUUAACCAGCCACCUACCCCAAGACCUUAUUGCCCUCUACCACCUAUUCCCUGUUCUCCAAGUGUGCUAUCCAUUGUUAAAGAGAGGAAUGUCAGUCUACAGACAGCUAUUGCCAUUGAGGCUCUGACCCAACUAUCUGGCACUAGUGGGCCUGUGGGAGAGUCAACAUUUGGAAACUCCAACCAUGCUUCACAUCAGCCCCCAUCUCAAAGCCAAGAUGCGCUGCGAUUAACUGCUUCUUCACCUGGAUCCCUUUCAUCAUUGCCUGCUUCCACUGUACCCCAAACUUUCUCAUCUGGGCAUUUUACUCAACAAAAUUCUACUUCAUGGGAGCAACACAGCCUUGAGUCACAGGGUCCCGCACAUCAAUCCUCCCAAUACAGGCCCUCCAACUCCCCUUUUUCAAGCUCAAACCCAUCAACUCCUAGUCCAUCACCCCACCACUGGCAACAGAGCACUGGAGCAAGCUGUGAGAAAAGCUCUCCUAGGAAUCCAUGGAUGUUGAAACCUGAAAAUCAGGCUUGUUUUCCACACCCUUCCCAUGGCAGCAGUGACCCAAUGUCUGAAUUGAAACAACUUCUAGGAGACAGAAGUGGAAAGUACAAUAGUACUUCCUUCAAGUUUCCCACCCAACCUCAAAAUCUGAAGGACAACCUAGUGACACCUCAUGUCAAAUCAGAGGUCAACAAUGGGGACUUUCCAGUUGAUAUGGGUGCAGCAAUGGGCCAGUAUAGGAUGCUAAAUAGUCAGCAGCAGUUUCAAAGCCAGCCAUCUAUUAGAAACUCAACUCAGGCAGCACUGCAACAGCACCUUCAUCAUAAACGUAACCUCUUUUCUGGUCAUCAAACUUUCGAUAUGCGAGCACCGAUGACAUGCCAGACUCUCCGCAAAUGGUGGCCACAUUCUACACCGGAGAGUGCUCUAACUAUCAAGCAGGAACCCAGAGAACCUAAGAGUAAAAAGAACACACAAAGGUCUCCUCAUCUUAAGCACCCUAUGGGUGGACUGCUUGGUCCAUUGGGCACACCUCCUCCUAAACCUAAACAGAUUAUCAUUAAAAAGCCCAAGCAAAAAGCUUCUCAGCCUCUCUUUCUACCACAGGUUCAGAUUGCAAUACAGAAACCAAGCAUGUCUGUGAGUAUACCAUCCCAACCUACACCAUCUCUAAAUGUCAUGGAAGCUGUACCUCCUCCCUGUCUACCCCCAUAUAACUCCUCUCAGGUGGUAGUGAGCCAGGCAGCUCCUGCCCAAUCUCAGGAAUCAGUUUUAAACAGCAGUAGUACUCCCAUCUCUGGAAACACCCCCCUAAAUUCCAGCCCUCAUAAUGUCCCUGUGCCCCCUAGCCAGCAUGAAUUGACUAGCUCAGAACCCACCGCAGUAGCUGAGGGUCCCCUGGCUGCCACCACUUCCACAAAUCAGACUGCCACAUCGCAGUCCACUCCACCUUUAUGUGGCCUCAGUUCCUUAGAUCCAAAAUUUGAGGAACUAAUUCGUCAGUUUGAGGAAGAAUUUGGGGACACAUCUACCACUGUCCCAGAUGCUCCAGAGCAAGGCUUUGCUCCUUAUGUAGUAACUGAGUCACAUCCAAAUCAGGACAACUCAGGACAAGCCAGACCCCAGUCACCAGACCUAGAAAAACUCAACAAGGUUCUGGUCCCAAAAAAUGAGCCUGAACCCAAUCCGAAGCAGGCUGAGAGAGAGAAUGCAGAGACACCCAUGUCCUCCAACCAGCCUUCUGCCAUCAAACAAGAAGAUGAAGAGUGUGAAGUAGAUGUUAAGCCCUCAGAUCAGCUAUUGGCUCUGGCAACAGAAGCGUAUCUGCAGCAACAACAUCACAAAAUCCUUGUAAACCCCUUCACAACAACCUGCUCGCCCCCAACCAAACGCAUGAAGAUCGAAUCAUCUGGCGGUGUAACAGUCCUUUCUACCACUGCCAAUUUCUCCACCGCAGGGGAGAAUCUAGAGACACCCACGAAAGAGAGUUUUCCCUCAUCCCCUUCACUAAAAGGUUUUUUAGAAUCUCCACUACACUACUUAGAUACCCCAACCAAGAGUCUUCUGGAUACACCUGUAAAGAAUUCUCAAGCAGAGUUCCCCGUCUGUGACUGUGUGGAGCAAAUCAUAGAGAAGGAUGAAGGCCCAUACUACAAUCAUUUGGGAGCAGGGCCAACUGUGGCUUCAAUAAGAGAGCUUAUGGAAAACAGGUACGGUGAAAAGGGUGAAGCCAUCCGUAUUGAGAAGGUAGUGUACACGGGAAGGGAAGGCAAGAGCUCCCAGGGAUGUCCUAUCGCAAAAUGGGUGAUCCGUCGCAGCAACGAGAAAGAGAAGUUGCUGUGCCUGGUGAGGCAUCGGGCCGGGCACCACUGUGCCAAUGCUGUUAUCAUAGUCGUCAUUAUAUCAUGGGAGGGCAUCCCAAAGGCUCUUGGUGAUAAACUUUAUCGAGAGAUCACUGAGACCAUCACCAAAUACGGCAACCCCACCAGUCGCCGUUGCGGCCUCAAUGAAGACCGUACUUGUGCGUGCCAGGGUAAAGACCCCGAGACCUGUGGUGCUUCGUUCUCUUUCGGGUGUUCUUGGAGCAUGUACUUUAAUGGGUGUAAAUAUGCUCGCAGCAAAAUCCCCCGUAAAUUCAGACUGCAGGGAGAACACCCAAAAGAGGAGGAACUUCUCAGGGAUAACUUCCAGGAAUUGGCCACUAAAGUGGCACCUGUAUAUAAGAUGCUGGCCCCUCAGGCAUACCAAAACCAGUGUUCAACUGAGAAAAUGGCGUUGGACUGUCGGCUGGGGCUCAAAGAAGGACGACCCUUUUCUGGCAUCACUGCAUGCAUGGACUUCUGUGCCCAUGCUCACAAAGACCAACAUAACCUCCAUAACGGCUGCACUGUGGUUUGCACUCUUACAAAAGAGGACAAUCGGGCAGUGGGUGUAAUUCCAGAGGAUGAACAGCUGCACGUGCUUCCGCUUUAUAAGAUUUCUUUGACUGAUGAGUUUGGCAGUGAAGAGAACCAGCGGCUAAAGAUGAAAACCGGUGCAAUCCAGGUGCUUGACAAGUUCCGCCGGGAGGUCCGGAAGCUUCCGGAGCCUGCCAAGUCCUGCCGGCAGCGGCGGCUAGAGGCCAAGAAAGCCGCGUCUGAGAAAAAGAACAAGAGACAGCAGCUGUCUGAGACACCAGAAAAGACAAUUAAGAAAGAAGUUUCUCUGCAUGGCAAUAAAGCAAUUCCAAAACAAGAGGUGAAGCCCACCAUCAAAAAAGAAUCGGCUGACCACUUUCAGGCCAUCAAUGGAGCCUUGAAUGGCUACCCACCCAUUGGGAAUGCCAAAAUGUGUCAUGAUACCUACAAUAUGAAUGGUGCUUACUCUUCCAUUCCUGGUCCCUAUGCAAGAGGUAGUCUGCCUUCCAACAGCCAGUCUUCUACACAUAGCCCCAUCAAUGGCUUCCAUCCAAACCUCCAAGGGAUGCCCUACAAUUACAACUAUGCUUCGAAAGGUCUUUUGCCCCCUGAAGUCUUAGGUUAUAUGGCUCAUAAUGGGACCUCUCACAAGGCUGGUGGAGAAGAACAGAAACCCAAUGUCCAGAGCCUUCACACCAGGCUGGUUCCAAACCAUGCUGAUCACCACCACCAACAAGGGGUCAGCAUGACCAACCAUAGCUACCUACACCAGUCUGCGCUUUCUGAGACUACAGCACCAAUUGUCACACCAAUCAUCAAGCAGGAGCCCAUGGAAGUACCGCUAUAUGACAGCAGAACAGACGGGCAAGUCCGAAGUUGCCCCGUCACUCCCAGUGUCACCCCACAACCCGACACCUGGCACACACCCAAUGGCAGCUUAGCAUCCAAGGGCUGGGAUGGAAAUCUCAGACCAGGCCAAGCUAAUUCACCCUUCACUCCAGAAAAGCAAAUGCUUCACCAGCAGCACCAUAACCAACUUCAGCAUUUUAAAUAUGCCCAACAGCAGCAACAAUGGCGCUCCUACCCUGGUACUCCAGUAGCCUCCCCUAGUCCCACUCCAACUCUUAAGACAGGUUUAUCUCCAGCUCCUUCCCCUCACCCAGCAACCCCACAGCACUGGGUCAGCCCUGCUCCCAGUCCACAGCCCAGAACUUGGAUUCAACCAGGGUCCUUGGGUUAUGGUCAUGGUGCACUUAGACAGGGAACCCCUGUUGGGGCUUUCCCAGACAAGAUGCUGGCUGAGGCUGCAGAGGUCCGUGGCUCCACUCCACUGGGCCUUGACGAGAAGGCAUGGAAAUUUGGAGGUGCAUCUGCAGCAGGAAGCAAUCCAUCCCCUGCUCCAGAAGGUCGCCUGUUUCCAGAUGCACUGCAGAAGUUGAACGGACAAGCAUGCUGGGAUAGUGAGGUAGAAUGUGAACGAGAGCCAGAAGAAGAGGAGGUGUGGUCGGACAGCGAGCACAACUUCCUUGAUCCCAACAUUGGAGGAGUAGCAGUAGCUCCUGCACAUGGGUCCAUUCUUAUUGAAUGUGCCAGACGGGAGCUACAUGCCACCACUCCCUUGAAAAAACCAGAUCGAAGUCACCCGACCCGCAUCUCCCUGGUGUUCUACCAGCAUAAGAAUUUGAAUCAGCCCUGUCAUGGACUGGCACUGUGGGAAGCCAAAAUGAAGCUGCUAGCUGAGAGAGCAAGGCAGAGGCAACAAGAGGCAGCUCUUCUAGGUCUUUCACAGGAAGACAUCAAAGCUUACACAAAGAAGCGCAAGUGGGCAGAUGGACUAUUAAGUUCAACCUCUGAGCCAACAAAAGACAAGCGUGAAGUGGUAACCCGGCUGGCCCCAACACUGCACACCACCAACACGGUCACAGCGUCACCCUAUGCCUUCACUCGAGUCACUGGGCCCUACAGUUGCUUCAUAUGACCUCUGAAUGAAUGGUUGCAGAAAGUGGAAGUACAGGAAAAAAAAACUCUCCCUACUCUGUAUCUUCUCCCUGACCAACCAGAGAGAUGGUGGAUAGACAAUUUUUUUAUUUUUAUUAUUUUUUUUUUACCUCAUGUUUUGGUGGCAGUUUGGGAGUCCCCCAAAUGAACAUGCUGCCUAUGGUGCUCUUGUUCUCUCCAAAAUGGAAGGGAUUUCAUAGUUUACCCUUCCUAAGUGAAUUUAAUGAUUCUAAUAUUAUUUCUAUUAUCGAUAUUAUGAUUGCUAUUGUUACUGUUGAUGUUAUUACAGGUAUUGUUAUAUUAUGAAGAUGACUAUUUUUUAUUUUAAAUCGUAUUGUUUUUCCUCAGUGUCAUUAUGAUUGUUUUAAGCCCCCUACCCUCUAUGAUGAGGCUCUUGUCUUCAUCACUCUCCCUUGUUCAAUAUGAAUGUGUGAACAAGAUGAAUGGAUUUUGCUUUUUUCUUUUCUUUCUUUCCUUUGCUUUUUACCCAUUGACCUCUUCAUAAAACAGCACCUUCACAUCAAUGCAAGCCAAGAGUCUACAACCUACACAAGACACUCUGGAGAAGGACAGUGUUUGUAAGUGGGCUAGUUCUAUUCUGUGGUGACAGUGUAAGACCAAAGCAUAUUUACAGAAUCUGUGGCACCAUUGCUGGCCUUUCUACUUAGUGCCACUCAAAUACAGAGUAGGUUCCUGGUGCUUUUUUUCCCUGUCUUUGCUGUCAUUUGCCCUCAUCAUCAUUGCAGCUGGCAAUGGACCAAGGUGCUCUUUAACAGCAGGAAAGGUCCAGUUAAGCAACCAGCUGACCUGAAUAGAUGUCAUUGGCUGAGGCUUUCUCAUCAUCACCAACCAGACGGUGCUGACUCGUUUCUUUAUGGUGCUGUAUCUAGUUUCUAUCCAUGAGACAGCAGUAAGUCAAUGCUCUCUCUGAGGUGCUAGUGCAGUUUGGCCCACCCUAACAACACCCUAACAGUUCCUAGAGUGGGACCUGUGCUCCGCAUUGCAAGUGAACUAUUUUAACUUGUAAACCGCCGGAGGUGUAAAACUCUCCUCCGAAUGUGAGGUAGUUAGCUGACAGGCUAAAGCUUCAGUGAAAGAGAGAGAUCAUUCAAGAGGAUUGGUGCUACUCACUAGUCUUUCCAUGCCUCUUUGUCUGCUUUUGCCCUUACAGCUGAUCUCCCCAUAAUACCUGGAAUUUAGGUGCUUCUGUUCAAGUAUAAAUGUGGGGAGAGCUGAAGGGCUGCAGUUGGUUUACAAAAGGCAGUAGGCUUCUUGGUGCUUACAGAUCAGAGAUAGUCUGGUGCUUUUGAAGCUGUCCUUUAGCUCUUUACCUCAUGUUGAGACGUCGACCCAGUCACAACAUGCUACUAAUGUACAUCCACAUACUUAUCUACAUUUUUUUUUUUAAUUAUUUAUUACAUAUAAUGACUAUGAUGAUUAUUGUCGUUGUGCUUGCUGUAAUUUUGUUUUCAUUUUAAAACAAAUUGUAAAUAGAAGAAAAGAUUUUAUAAAAGCACUUUUAAUCUUGAUUUUAAGGAGGAAAAAAUGAUGAUAAUGGAAUAUUGACAACUUGAAUCCUAAUUUUUUUUAUGGAAUUUUAUUGGGAGAGAUAGAAAUGUAAAUAAUUAAAUAUUUAGGUAAGAUUAUUUAACUGGUGAGGAACAAAUCCCGAACGAUUCCUUUAAUUUUUAAGUGUCGGCAUGUUAUAAACCCUCAAUACUAGAAGAAGAAAGCUAGUCCCGGUCAGUCCUCUUUCUCUGACACUUACGGACAUCGCUGUGUAUCCUCUGUACUUAGUGUACUGCUGUUCUUUUUAAUAAGUACUGUACUUAGACCGAUACCUCUAAACAAGCACCUAUAGCAGCUUCCUUUUUCCAACACAUGAUCCAGACAGACUUGAGAACAAAACCUACACCACCACACAAUCGGAGGUUUUUACAGGAUAAGAUCAUGUGACGUGAUGUAAUCAUGUACACCCUCGAUCACAGAUACGUCGAAAGAAAAAAAGCUAAUCGAUUUCCUAUUUAAAAGCGCUUGUUCGAGUGAAAGGCUGUGCAUGUGUCUUGCACUGUAACAGAUUUUCGAUAGGACGUGUGAUUUUUUUUUACACCUUAGCGAGUUUCAUACAUUUAAUAUUAAGGUGUAAAUCUUUUUUUUUUUUUUUUUUUUUAGAUCAUCGUGUUUAUUUUUAUUAUUUUUUUUUGUUCUUGAAGCCACUUGAUUUCAUAUUUGUCAGAAGUUAAAUUUUUAAUACAUGGUGCUACCUGUAGAGGUCACUGUAGAGACGCAGAGCAAAAUCUGUCAUUUUCAAAAUCUUUAUAUGAGCCGUUGUCUUGGUUUAAAGUGUACAGGAAUCAUCUAUGGUGCUGACUGCAUUUUCAAAUUUUCCUCACUUAAGCAUGUUGAAAGAAUCUUAUAAUUAUCUUGUUUUCAAAAGCACUCAGAUGUUUUGGCAGUUCUCCCUCUCCCUUUUACACACACACACACACACACACACAAACACACACAAAUACUCUCUUUUUAACCCUAAUCCCAAACAACUGAUAAAAUGGUACUUGAAGCAGAUAUUUAGAAUCAGUGAUUAUACAGGUAGAAAACUUGUAUGCUAUGGAGAUGAAUAGACUGUUAAUAUUUUUUUAUCAUUCUCCUGAUUAUACCCAGGUAUUCCUUAGUUUCUGUCUCACACGAAUACACUCAAGCUCAAACGCUUUUUUGUCCCCUCUCUAAGCAUUCAGCAUCAAAAAUCACGAUCAUGCCAAUUUUUACUUAUUAAAUAAUGACAAAAAAAAAAAAGAAGAACUCGAAUAACUGGCAGCUACAUUCCUAUUAGUUAAAGAUUGUUAUUGGUUCUAUUGUUUCAUGUCAAGUAUGCAGUAUGUUUUAAAGGUUUCUUUUGUUUGGUCUCUCCUUGUAGCUGUAUGGUGUAUUAUGUGAAUACAUAGUGUAUGUGGUAAAAGCCACAAUACUGUUUUAUGUUCUUUAAAAGUAAAAAAAAAAAAAAGAAAGAAAGAAAGAAAUAAAAAUAACUUUGCCUUCUCA
Messenger RNA from Tachysurus fulvidraco (yellow catfish), 10365 nucleotides. RefSeq names its product tet methylcytosine dioxygenase 3 (gene tet3). Gene Ontology annotation, biological process: positive regulation of transcription by RNA polymerase II; oxidative demethylation. The transcript is spliced from 10 exons. The record is from RefSeq and is a predicted model, not a curated record. Gene Ontology annotation, molecular function: zinc ion binding; DNA binding; DNA 5-methylcytosine dioxygenase activity. Gene Ontology annotation, cellular component: nucleus. The coding region runs from base 1619 to 7306 and encodes 1895 amino acids. Lineage: Eukaryota; Metazoa; Chordata; Actinopteri; Siluriformes; Bagridae.